Messenger RNA from Durio zibethinus, 1220 nucleotides. RefSeq names its product cotton fiber protein. The record is from RefSeq and is a predicted model, not a curated record. NCBI's taxonomy places the organism in Eukaryota, Viridiplantae, Streptophyta, Magnoliopsida, Malvales, Malvaceae.
UUAAGUCUUCAAAUUGGCAGAUACCCCAACUAGCUUUCUCCCGCUUCUCUUCGAUUCUAUCAUCUAGCUAAAUAUAAUGACCAUGCCAUCAGCAAAUCUAAUGGAAAAUCCAGUAAAACCCCACAAGUUCAAAAACUAUCAAAAGGCAAACGGAAUGUCCUUUGCCUUUCUCUUCUCCAUUGUCAUUUAUAUCUCUAUUUUCUAUAUCUUCAGCCUUUCUCCUUCAACUCUUUUCAGUAAUACCAAGUUUUGGUUUGUUAUUUCCAACACUCUUAUCCUCAUCAUUGCGGCUGAUUAUGGAGCUUUCUCUUCCUCCAAAGAUCAGAAACGUGAUCUUUAUGAGGAAUAUGCGUUGCAUAGCCAAACAAGGAGAAGAAGUACUGCUGCUUCAUUUGUUCCACACCCCGAAAUUGUGACAAAGAGCAUUCCCAAGGAAGAAGAGAGUUUGAAAGAGAAGAAAAAAGAGGAUGUAGCUGAUCAAAAGAAAAAUGAAAUCCCUGAAAGAAUAGUGGAAGUUGUCAAAAUUGAACCUAAAACUGACAAUUCCCAAGCAGAGAGCCCCCAGCCGGAGCAUCCCAUGAAAGCUGAUAAUGAAGCAUGUGAUCAGGUAAUUAAUAAGAAGAAGAUUGAACCAAAAACUAUCCGAAGAAGCAAAUCUGAUAAAGUGAAACGUGCUACGUUUGAUGACAAAAACAAUUUGCAGAGAUCAAAAACAGAAAAGCAUGAACCAAGUGCAAAACAAAACGAGUUUCCAGCAGAAGAAAACGAGUUUUCGACUAUGUCAGAUGAGGAACUAAACAGGAGAGUUGAAGAGUUCAUUCAGAACUUCAACAGGCAAAUUAGGCUUCAAGGUGCUAGAAACCGCCAACUUUUGGAAUACGAAUUCGAGUAAUAGGAAUUAAGGAGAUAUUGCAAUAAUACUCCAAUUUUUCUGUCUCCUUCGUUGUGCUUUUGAUUGGGGGGCUUUGUCUUCCCCACUUUGUUAUCUUCCCUUAGAAAGUAGCAAGUCGGUGUAAAUGGGUUUGGACUUUAGUAAGAAGAGUUAUCUUUUUCAAUCAUCUUUCAAUACUUUUCCUUUUCAGAACCCCUCUUAUAAUUUAGCCAUGAUGACUUGUAUCUUUUCAAUUUAUUAGAUUGCACAAAAUCUAGGCGGCAUUAAGGAAUAAUUUUGCCUUUAUAAUUUGGUGUACAGUGUUACGAUCAUAGUCACCAUCUUCAAU